Molecule: messenger RNA, 7834 nt
Organism: Ochlerotatus camptorhynchus
Lineage: Eukaryota; Metazoa; Arthropoda; Insecta; Diptera; Culicidae
Gene: haf
Product: leucine-rich repeat and fibronectin type-III domain-containing protein hattifattener
Exons: 11
Coding region: 2127-4883 (918 amino acids)
Cellular component (GO): plasma membrane
Molecular function (GO): protein binding
Source: RefSeq, a predicted model, not a curated record
CCAGAAACACUACUUUUGUGACGACGACUAGCCUGCCAGGUCUGGCACAGAACUUGGGAACGAUUAGGUCGGGAUGGUCAUAUAGAAAGACACUCGCGCUGAUCUUGAGUGAAGAUCACUCAGCUGUUCGGGCUCCAGGAGAUCGAACUCAACGCAACGGUCGACGGUGUGUGGAUUUUCUCCAGGUGGGCUUUCUUCUACUGUGGUAAGAUCUGCUGGUGGAUCUUUGGUUUUUGGAGAAACCGGUGGUGGAGUGAGGUGAACUGAGUGUGCUGGAGUACUCGCAUUCCCCGCGCGGUAAGUUGCAGCAACCAGCCGCAGAGCAGAUCGCGUUAGUCACCUGUGAACGUUUGAGUCUGACGCACCGUUCGUCCGACAACCGGGACUGAGUGAAGAUUGGUGAAGAUCUAGAUCCUCGAGUGCGGAGAAAAAGAGAGUGCGCGCGCGGCCUAGAGGUUUUGGACAAUUCGAAAACGGGAUCCGAGCCCAAUUAGUGUCGUUUUGCUGUUUUGCUUCGCUUUCGCGGUUUCAAGUGUGAUCGAGGAAACCGUGUUUUAGGAUUGAACCCGUCGUCCGUGGUUCGAAGGAUGGUUAAACAGUAAGAGAUUUACCAUUUUUUAAUUGUGCGAUACCCGCGGGUGAUGAUUGUCAGUGAGAGUGGCGGUUAUUCUUAACACUUGAUGCGCCAAAGUGGUUUGCCACAGGAAGAGAAGUGUGCUUAUGAGCCGAAGAAGUUCCGUUAGAUUUUUGCGCCGUUGAAGAACGUGCGUUCGAGAGCGCGUGAUCGUCGUGGGACGUGAAUGUGAAUAAGUGCGUCGAGAGAAAUGUUAUAAUUUUUGUUCACGUUUUGAUGAUUCAAUUUCUGCGUUGCUAACCUUGACGGAAGGGUGGAAAAAUUCGUAACCAAAUUGAACACAGCCAAGCCGUUGGUUCGCUGAUUGCACCGCGAAAUUGACCAUACACGAUUAAAAGGCAACAGAAGUAGGGAAUCAAAUAUCUGUGCUAAGACAAAUUGCUCCGACCAGAUCAGUGAUCGAGAUAAUACGAUAAUUUCGGGAAAUUGUUUUGAUGAAGCGUUUACAUCUGUGCAAGAAGCGAUUGUGAAUUUGCUGGGAGCUGACCCACUUUGUGGCCCAUUUUCCACCGUGUACUUGCAAGCAUAAUAGAGAUCCACUCCGAGUGAAACAGAGUGCGACUAAAACAUACGGCUGACGGCGACGGUUCGGACGAAGACCCCUUCGAAGGAAGAAAGAGAAAAGAUGAUGAUAAAAAUACCUAGUGGAAAAAAUUAAAUCGCAUCUAAAACAAGUGAUUAAGAGGCUAACAGUAAAAUUGGAAAAACGACGUGUGGAGAUCCCCUUCGAAACACACACACACACACACACAUACAGGCGGGAAAAGUGAGGUCGAAAAAAUACGGUCGUGAUUGAAGUGUCUCAGAAGCUGGUGAAUGUGCCAAAAAGUGAUCUGUUUAGCAAAAAAGAAAAAUCGGAUGAACAUCUGCAAAUCGACCCGCGAUCGGAGCAGGAGCAGUAGCAGAAGCAACAACAUUGGCAGCAAUUGAGGUUCAACUAUUCAUGACAAGUGUGACACCGGAACGGAUUUGAAUGCACGUCAGGAAAUGACAAAAACUAAUCAAGCGAAAGAUAAAUCUACUAAACCCGGAGCGUUUAAACCAAAAUGACAAUAAAAUUGCACCCCGUCAGCAGCUACUUGUACAACAACUUCAUCAGCAUAACGACGAGUAGCAUCGGCAGCAGCGAUUAAGACAGAUACAAAGUCAGCCACGCGUUUCAGCCUCCCGGUUUGCGAUCAAGUCGCGAAAUAGAGCGCGAAAAAAGUCACGCAACAGCCAUACCAAAUCAAAUGCAGCACGCGCCAUCGGCAAAUCACGCCUCCCAGCUUAUCACUUUCCGAUGAGAUCCCCUGUCAGGUUGACCGAUCUCGGCAUAAUAUUUAUCAGUUAGUCGGCGCGGGCCGGUCGGAUUCAACAGUAGUUUUGUUCGGUUUGAUUGUUUUUUGGUUUGCUCACAACCACUGUGGGGGUGUGGCCGUUAGUUAGUUUGUAGUGUUGUUAUUUUCUUGUUUAUCAUUGGUUAACUAGUAUUUAAGGUCAGAUAACGAAAAUGUUCCAAGUCAAUCUAAGCUUGCUACUUGCGACGAUUUUGUUCGUCAGCUCGAGCAUGGCCCAGUGCCCCUGGCAGCGGGAGGUCCCCGAUCUGCAAACUUCAUGUCUAUGUGCCUAUAAUCUCGGACAGGAGCUGUCCGUGCAAUGUGAUCAAGUCGAUUUUCCCGUAUUAGUCGAAGCCUUAGAUAAGUACGCCCAGGCGACGCCGCUCGAUCUACUGUACGUCAACAACUCGACCAUCGAAAAGCUCGAAUCGAACGUCUUCGAGAAUCUCAAGCUGUACAACGUCCAGCUGAGCAGUUGCAAGAUCCGUAGAAUCGAAGAGUUUGCCUUCAAAGGCCAGGAAGAUAUCCUGAAGAAUCUGAACAUUCAGGACAACCUCCUGGAAGAGGUCCCGAUCAGAGCGCUUAAAAUUCUAAACAUUCUAAAUCUGCUGGACCUAUCCAAGAAUCGGAUACACACCAUUCCCAACGAUGCCUUCAACGGGUUGACGAAGCUGUCUACGCUCAAGCUGAGCGAUAACAAUGUAACCCUAGCUCCGUUCGCUUUCCGAGGAUUGGAGAACAGUUUGAAGAACCUCAAUCUGAAAGGUUCGAAACAGAAGCGAGUUCCGGAAGCAGUCCGCGGACUGAAGAUGCUCGCCUUCCUUGACCUAUCGCAGAAUGGUAUCCGCGAACUGCCAGGACCAUCUGGAAUGCGCACUUUCGAAGGCCUGGAAGCACUGACCGCGCUCAAUCUGGAGCGUAACGUUAUCCAAAGUCUGGGUGAGACUGCCUUUUCCGGUAUCCGGAAGACAUUGAGCUCGUUGAGCUUGCUGAACAAUCUACUAGCGGAGUUUCCCGUCGGUGCUAUCCACUCGUUGCGUGAGCUACGAGUGCUCGAUAUUGGUUUCAAUUUGCUAACUGCCUUGCCGGAAACGGCAUUCCGCGGCAAUCCCGCCGUCACACUGCUCGCCCUCGAUGGCAACCCCCUUCCGACAGUGCCUGAAAAAGCUCUGCUACAUCUGAAUCGAACCCUGCGAGGCCUAUCGCUGGGAGGACGAUUCCUUCACUGUGACUGCAAGCUCCGUUGGGUCGCCGAAUGGAUCCGGAAUGGUGAUUUACAGGUCACCUCCCGCGAACGUAACCCACAGUUCUGCGGGUCUCCGAACCGUUUCCGCGAUCGCGGAUUCUACUCGAUCCAACCGGAGGAACUAACCUGUCCGGACGCCGAAGUCAGUAUCGAAGGCCCUGUGGGCGUCGUUGAUUCGCUACUUCCAAAAACCACUUCGACCAGUCCACGACCAACCACUGUCCUUACCACUCUGCCUCCAACGUCACUUGCAACGAACACCACCCUCAUCAGUACCACUAUACUAUUAACGACAUCACCGACAACCACCCCGCUGUCUUCGUCGUCUUCCCAAGAAACACAACCACCGAGUACAACCACCGACAGUACCACGCUGACAACUACGACGCAGGCUACAACCAAACAGAGUACGACGGCGUCAGCAACGACCACCACUACCACCACCACCAAAGCCAGCGUAAAAAACAACUGGCGAAGCAACCAGAAUUCUCCUCCUCACAAACAACGACCACCACUGGUCUUGGGAUUCCCACCACAACGAGGCACUCAGAUCGAUGACUCCAAAGAGGUUCAAGUUAAAAAUGCUUUCAGUUCCCGCCAGGACAGCUCAGUCAUCAUCCAGUGGGACUCGGACACCGCCAACAUUCUAGGCUUCCGUGUUGUUUAUCGCCUGUUCGGCGAUAAGAACUUCAAACAGGGACCGCCACUAGAGGCCAGCGAGCGGGAGUUCAAGAUCAAGAACGUCCCCACGGCUGAGUGCAUCAUUGUGUGUGUCGUUUCGCUGGAGGAGAUCAACGUGUCGCCCGAUAGCGUGCCUUACACUCAGUGUCGCGAGGUGCGAACCGUCGCAUCGCCCGCAUCCAAUAUGGACAAAAUCACGAUCGCAGCCAGUGCUGCCAUUUGCGGAACCAUCUUCGUCGCCGUGAUCGUAUUCAUCGCUGCCAGCAGACGACGCUCGAAGCAGCUGCAGUCGCUGUCCCAGCAGAAGAGCGCCAUGCCGAUCGCCGGUUUGCCGGUCAACUGCUGCGGCCCGACGCCGAGCCCGAACGGACCACUCGGCUCCCUGGCCACCCUGUCCGCCUUCAACUCCCACAAGGAUUGGGAUCAAGUUUCAGCGUACAGUGGCCGUUCGAUUCCGCGACCCCGAAUCUACCCCAUGGAGAACCAAGCCAUUCCGGAUGACUUGCGUAGCCACGUGUCGCACUUCUCCGCCGUCGGUGGCAAGGUCGGCAAGGCACGGUCCAUUGCCGACGGUCAAUCGCAUCACAGCUACUCGAACCACUCGCAGCGGGGCUACCUGGGAUCGGCAUUCCCCAGCAACCUAGUGAACUCCCGACCAGAUCUUGCAUCCGCAGAACUGCGACAAUCGCGCCAAUCGUUGGCGGCCGCUUCGGAACGGAUGUCCCGGGCCUCCUACGCCGGAUCCAUCGUACACGGGGGCCCGGCGCACAGUAUAGCGUCCAGCACGCGCCGCACCCGGCCGAGAUCCCGCUCCCGCGACCAGCUGAACGGGGCCCACGUUCACACGCACCAGCAUCGUCCCGGCAGUCGCUACUCAACGGCGGGUUCGACGCACACCCUCAACAACUACUGCGACACGUCCGACAACUGGACCGACCACGACAUGGACAUCUACAUGGCUCGUAACCCGACAGCCCGGAACGGCGGUAUGGUGCCAUUAUGAGAGUCACUGCUCGCGUCCCCCUACUCCUGAUGCUACGACGACGUGAUGUUUGACACGGCCUACGGCCAUCGACCACCGCCACCGCCAUUCUGACAGCGACUGCCAGCGACGGUCCAGGAUCCGGCUUCGGCCGCGGAACUGGAUCCCCGCCGGUGGUGGUGCCGCUGUGAAAACGAACCGGAGUAUCAUCCAGCUCAUCAACCGCGCCGCGAGCAGCUCGUUGUUGAGCUGGAAGAGGAGGAAUUGGAACCGCCGCCGGACUACGAGUCGGACGAUCCGUCCCGGCCGUCGCUGGUGGUGGAAUUGAGCAACACGUCGUCGUCGUCUGGUGUCUACCACCAGACCAGCAACAACAACAGCAACAACAACAACAUUAACCAAGUGAGUUCUACCGUUUCCACCUUGGGAACGGGAACGGAGCCCGGUCAGGAGACCAGCUUCGUCGAGUGGGAAAACUAUCGGAAUCGAUUAAGGGAAAACCUACAGUGCUAAGCGUGUGAGUGUGUGUGUGAGUGUGAUAACCGCAACGAAGACUAGUUUUGGGUGAAAUUGGAUAUAUUCCGAUUGACUCGUUUCUUGUUUUCCCCCAGAAAAAUGGCACGUGCCAAACCGAAUGCGACGAAAAACAAGUAACGAAAACGUAUUAGAAAGAGAGAGAAAGAGAGUAUAUUUUUAUUACAAUUUUUAAAUUUAGUCUAGUGUAAGCGAGGUGCGAGGAAAAUUUACGAAAAACGUGAAGUGAAAGUCACCAGGGAGUUCAUCAUCUCAUUCAGCCGUAUGGGGAUGUACAUGUGCAAUGUGUGCUAUUUAUCUUGAUCGUUUUUCUCUUCGAAGGUAGCACCUGGGCGGCUGCGGGGAUGGAAAAUGGGUUGUUCAAUAUCUUCAUAAUUUUCCGAGUGUGUACGAGCGUCAGAAUUCCAUAACCCAACAACAGGAGAAAGAAGAAAAAAAAAAUGCUGUCUGGUUUCACAACAUCGUCCAUUCCGGGAUGAUGAUGAAGGGAAAAAUGUGUAUUUUAUAGCUUUUUAGAGAAAUUUUUAUAGUCGUUUAGAUAAAAGGAAAAAAACAACAUUCGCGAUGGCGAAUAUGUGGUGAGAGUGGGGAGAGUGCGGCGGUUGAUGAAUAGAUGAGUGGAUGCACUAGGCUGGUUUCGGGAAUUUGAGUUCUAGAUGUGAUUUGAGUGAUUCGUCAUCGCCCUUCCUUGAAAGUAAAAAUUAUCAAUAUUUCCAUGAAAUCUUAUACUCUCUAUAAAGUGUUGCGAUUUUUUCACAUCAAGUCAAUUUUAACGCUCAGAAUUAUUCAUUAAUGAACUCCCUAAGUAGAACAUUUGCCACACAAUUAUCGUGUUGACUUUUAAGUAACUAAACUCAGGCGCACUCAAGUUGCUGCAGCUUGUUGUUACUUUGGCACAAUUUAUGAUUAGAAAAGUAACAUUUGAUCAUCAAGUAAGAUGCAGCAACUUUGUAGUAACUGAAACUAGUUGCUGUCAAGCUACCACAACCAGUUUGCAACUUUCUAACUUUGCAGUUCAUUAAUUCCUGGAGGAAUCACCCAAGCAAGUUUAUUCCGUUCAACUUUCCGAAUCAGCCUAGUGGCUUGAGUGUGAGUUUUAUUUCCAUAAAAAAAAAUUUCAACAUAAAACCAUUACUCGGCAAAACCCGAUCAGGCGUCAAAAUAUUUCAUCGAGUUGCGCUGGCUGUCAUAUAAAAUAGGAAAAAAAUUAUCGCAAAAAAUACUCCACUUUGAUCCCACCAUAACCACCACCAUCGAAAAACUUCAAACACAUACAGCAUUUUUACGGUUUUGCUCAUCCGACCGGCAUUUUGAAAUCUACUGACAAGGGAAAAAAAAGAUCCACAAAUGCCACCAAAUAUUGACGCCGUUCACAGUUGCCGCAACUGUGGAAUUAUUAAUUUAUAUGACAACAACAAUAACGCAAACGACAGUCAAAUUCAAAUAUAGAGACAGAGUAAAACAUAUCACACUCGAUGGCGGUGAGGCAGGCGUGAAAAAUUGAAACAAGCAAAUUCAUUGCUGCGACCCAAUCCAACACAAAAGAAGGGAAUUACAAUUAUUGACAUUUAUGCGGUAAUAGCCCGAUAAAGAGUGCACCGUUUUUUUUUUUGUUUUAUCAAAAUAGACACACCGAAUGAACGAACAAAUGAAUGCAAAAUCAAAAACCCAUAAAGCUUGGCCGGCGCAAAAUCCUGUAAAUAUCAAUUAAAGUUAGGUAGAAUGCGAAAUGAACGCAGUCCCAUAACGUGAAUAUUAAAUCGCUAAUAAAUAAAUAAACACGCGACUCGCUAGGACUGCGGUACAUGAUAGUAAUAACAAUGGCAAACAAUAGAUCGGGUCGUUGAAGCUGAUGUUCGGUGCACCCUCGGGAUUGUGCUGCGACACAAUAAUGGAACGUUCAAUGCAAAAUACAUAGGACAUAGGACUGGAGCGGAAAACACAUGCUUUUGUCGGGACUGGAGUUUGUUGCGAAAAAUGCGAUUUGAUUGAAUUUGAAUCCGCAAGCCGUUUACCGGAAAUUGGUUUUUGGGGAUGGAGGCGGACGGGGGUCGUAUGCACUAUUGCGGGCAAAGGUGUGUGCCGUAUGGGGAUUUCACGUUACUAAAGUGGAAUCCAUUCAAAACGUCAAAACUGCUGUCAAAUGCAAUUAAAGAUAUUUCAAUCUGACGGAUAAGUGCCCAUUACGUAGAAGUCGGAUGUAACUUCCUUUAGAGGUGGAAUUACGGGUUUCGUUCGAAUGGAUCAGUUCGAAGUAGUGGAUCGACAGACGAAUUGAGCACAUGAAGUGCUAUUUAGACGAUGUUUCAAAGCCGUGUAGUUUUGUCAAAAUAUUGGUAUCACUCAUCGAUGGAUCUGAGAUUUGCUUCAUUAACCUUUUCCUUCCCAGACGGUUUUUCGUUGUUUUGAGAUCUGAAAAUUUGUUUUGAAAAAAGCGG